AUGGGUGAGCCGUCGCCAUUGAGCAAAUUCUUCCCCCAUCUCGCGGCCAUGUCGCAACACCCUCCUCAUCCUCAACAGCAACAUCCAGGACUCGCUCACCCCGCAGCGAUGUCCCACAUGGGCGCACCCCAUCCUCACUACCCCAUGCAUCCCGCUCAUGCGCCUCAAAUGGCGUUCAGCCCGCAUCAAAUGCACAUGAUGGGCGAUCCUAGGGGACACCCCAUGGGUGCCAUCCUCCCUCUUCCUCCUUCACUCGGCCAUCCCUCUUCUCCCAGCCCUCUUCCUCCUCCCGGCCUAUCCGCCCCCCAUAUGCACGCUCCCAUCUCCAGCAGCCCUGCCUCGGCCAGUGUCCAGCACCAUCGAGCAGCGAGCCCUGCCCGCCACAGCAGCGUUGCCUCGGCUCCAUCCAGGCCCACCAGUAAUGCAUCCCCUGCUCGCAAGAAGGCCGCGCCUCAACAACAGCAGCGGGCUGCUUCGGGCGAGCGACUGCCGGACGGCGUGGAGGUGACGUACCGAAUGGAAGGACAGCAGCCUGCUUACAGUCAGCUCGAGGUGACUCCCAUCACCCUUCUCAACUCCCCACCCGUGUACCAGCGGGGCAGCCUCAUCGCCGUCAACCACAACUACAUUUGCUACGUGGUCAAGGGCAACAUGAUCCGAGUCAUCAACAUUUUUAGCGCCAAGAGAGCGCUUCUGCGCGGCCACACCAAGGGCAUCACCGACCUUCGCUUCUGCGGAGGGAACGAGGACGUUCUCGCAAGCGUGGCUGCGGACGGCCGCCUGCUUGUGUGGCGCUUCUCCGAGGAGGCCACCAGCACCCCGUCCUCGGGCGACGAGGAGGCGGGCAUCGGCCACGAACUUGUGGCGGCGGUGCGUAUGGAAGGCGACCGGUGGAGCGAGCGGAUCAUCUGGCAUCCUGUUCACUCCCACCUGUUGGCCACCGCCGGCAACGAUCAGCACGCGUAUGUGUGGGACCUCAAGCGCAUUCGGCAGCUCAAACACACUGCGGAAGACGGCAAGAACGUAUUCGUGUACGCCGGCACCGAACCCGUGGACGGUGUAAUCCGAAUUGCUGUGGGCGCGCCCAUCAACGACCUGGCCUUUGCGCCCGGGGGCGAGGCGCUCGCCACGGCCUCCAGCGAUGGCCGCGUCCAGAUCUGGUCGGCCUCCGGUGGAGCCACUCCCACCCCCAGCCUCUCCUGGCUCGCCCACGAAAACGAGGCCUGGGGUGUCGUCUACCACCAAGAGGGCAAGAUCCUCAUCACCGGCGGCCAGCACAACGCCGAGCUCUGCGUGUGGCAGCUGAGCGAGGACGAAGGCACCGAGCCCGUUCUCUUGCAGAGGAUCAAAUUCGCACCGCCGCCCAGCGGAGCGAUCUUCAACCACAUCGUUCUCGAAUCCUCGGGCAACUACCUCUUUGUGGCCAACGCCAAAUCCACCACCUUCAUGGUCCUCCACCUCCAAACGCAACCUCAGCCGAGGUUUGAUUACCUCACUGAAUUCUCCGUCGCCCAAGCCAUUCUGUCGUUCACUGUCCUCAAUCGUGGCACUUCCAAAACCGAGCCUGAAAUGGAUCUCUAUUGCUUGCAGACCAAGGCGAUCCAGAUGUACCACAUCACAUCGAAUCUGUGCUAUGCGGCUCCUUCGGCUGCCACCGCCGCACCGCCGGCUGCUGCUGCCGUCGCCUCGGCUGCUCUGCCAACCCCUCCCGGAUCAGGUGGCGCUCCCACCGUCCCAGCGACCGCUGCUACGUCGCGCUCGACCUCGCCCAGCCCGAAGGAACCGCUCGCUGCCUCACCUGCGCCCUCUCCGCCCACCUCGACAACGAGCGCCGAAUCGAGCGCUCAAGCCGCUCCUGUCGCCGAGCCUUCGCGUCCGGAAAGCCCGUCCAACGCCGUCGUCGAGCCGUCCGCUGCUGCGGCGGAGCCCACGCACGACAAACAAUCGAUUGAGAACGGACCGACGUCUCCUGCCGCGGUCGCCCCUGAACCUACGCCGGCGCCCAGCGCUCAAGACGAGCUCGCAGCGCCGCAGCCUUCCGAGGCCCAGCCCGAGCCAACGCCCGCGUCUGCGCCCGAAGAAAAGCCCAGCGCAGCGACUCCCGCCGAACCUGCGGAGAACGGGCACGCGGAGCCUGCCACGACCGAUGUCGAGGUGACCGCAAAGCCGGAGGAGCCCGAACAACCCGUGGAGAAGGGCGAGGCCGCUGGCGAAACAGAGCCUGCUGCUGAGACGUCCGCCGCCGCACCCGUUGAAGAGAAGGAGAAGGAAGCCGCGGGCGAAGGAGAAGCCGAAGCAACCCCGUCACCCGCUGACGAAGUGCCCGAGUUUCCGGUCCAGCCCGCCGAAACCGAGAGUGCUGGCGUCGAGAAUAAGGAAGAGGCUGCGGAGGCCCUCGUCGAUGAGGAACAGCCACCGAAGGCCGAGGAGCAGCCCCAACCCGAGCCCGAGGCAAAAGAGGAGCCUACCCCGGCUGCUGUCGCGACUCCUGAAACUGCUCCGACCACUGCCGAGGGCGAGAUGCCGCAGUCGCAGCUUAAGACGCCCGGCGAACUGGCCCAACCUCCUGCGCCACCGAAGAAGCCCAAGGCCGGGAAGGCCGAGGGCCGUGCCUACCAGGCGACGGGCCAAGCCGUCGCGAACGCGCAGCAGCCCCUGGCCCGCGCCCCUCCCGCUGAGGUCAGCGAGCCGACGGCAGCGCCCGUGGAGUCCACCGCUGCACCAGCGGCAGGCAAUCUCCAAGCCGAGUUGCGAAGAAUGGAGAACAGUCUGCUCAACGGCAUCAACGCGAGGAUGGAACGCGCCCUGCAGCAGCACGCCGACCGCCAGGUGGCCAAGGCCGAGAAGGAUCGGCAGGAGCGCGACAAGGCCGAGCGCGAGCGCCAGCAGCGCCUGUUGGCUGCCGUCACGCAGGCCGUCAAUGCGGGGCUCACUGGCAUUCCCCAGCAGGUCGAGAAGGCCGUGCAGAAGGAGCUCCAGACGGCGCUCGUCCCUGCUCUCGGGCGCCUGCUCACGAGCCUGGAGAAGAACCUGGCCAAGAGCCUGGCGGACGACCUCAAGCCGGUUCUCGCGCAUGGCCAGACCAACGGCACCUGGGCGCAGGACCUGCCGCCCCGCCUCGCGUCCGAGGUGGCUUCUCGGCUCCCCUCGGCGAACGACAUCGCCAAUGCUCUGCAGGGAAGCGUGCGCCAUGCCAUGGAGGCCAGCUUCCGCUCGUCGUUCCAAGAGACCAUCAUUCCCUCGUUCCAGGGAUCUUGUCAAUCCAUGUUCCAGCAGAUCUACGGCACUAUGCUGCCUGGCCUCCAGCAAACCAUUGAGGAGGCGGUCGAGCCCGGCCUGAACAAGCUGGCGACCGGCGAUCUCAGGGAGACGCUGCAGUCGCUCACGAACGCGGUCAACGAUCUGCGCGAGCUCUCCGCUCGCAACGCCGAGCUGUUCCAGACGCUCUCCCAGAGCUCGCCGAGCGCGCGGCUCGGCCUGCAGCCUCCCGGUUCGGGCCUCCCCGAGCAGCACGUCACCGAGGCUCAGCUCCUGCAGCUGCUCGAACGCGACGCCUAC
Acanthamoeba castellanii str. Neff is the source of this 3558-nucleotide messenger RNA. RefSeq names its product WD domain, G-beta repeat-containing protein. The record is from RefSeq and is a predicted model, not a curated record. NCBI's taxonomy places the organism in Eukaryota, Discosea, Longamoebia, Acanthamoebidae. The transcript has 11 exons. Gene Ontology annotation, biological process: deadenylation-independent decapping of nuclear-transcribed mRNA. Gene Ontology annotation, molecular function: protein binding. Gene Ontology annotation, cellular component: P-body. The annotation marks the transcript as partial.